Molecule: messenger RNA, 10538 nt
Organism: Toxorhynchites rutilus septentrionalis
Lineage: Eukaryota; Metazoa; Arthropoda; Insecta; Diptera; Culicidae
Product: mucin-2
Exons: 10
Coding region: 1549-5550 (1333 amino acids)
Biological process (GO): protein dephosphorylation
Molecular function (GO): protein tyrosine phosphatase activity
Source: RefSeq, a predicted model, not a curated record
ACGAAACAACAAACUCGUCCGAGCUGUCACUGCGAUCGGUUGUGUUUUGCGGACCGCGCGUAGUUAGUUCUGCAACCAUCCGUUUGAGCUACGAAAUCCAAAAAAAAAGCAUAAGACCAAUGUUUUGCGAAGUUCCGUUGCCCUGGUGACUCUGGUGUAACACAUAAACUCUCGUGAACACCCAGCACACCACCUCAGGUCCUACACUGUGUUUGAACCGCUACGAAGCUGAACGCGAAACUUGAUCAGAAGAAACAUAACAAACAUACUGGGAUGGUAGAGAGGGUAUACAGGUAGUAUCUCUGCUGCAUGUUUUCGGUUCAUACUUGUAUGUUUGCGUGUGCAGUGGUGUUUUGAAGUGGCGGACCUUCCGCAGUGGACUGUGCGCGUAUUUGUGUGCUCCGAGGUGAGAUUGCGUUGGACCAAGUAGUAGCAACUCCGAGUUGAGCCUUUUUGGGGAGCAUAUUUGGUGUGCAAUUGUAGAAUAAACGCAUUCGAGUGUUUCCCGAGCAGGGUUUAGCUGUAAGGUCCAAUAGAGAACCGUGAUUUGUGACCUAGAGUAUCUCAUCGCCCACCACCGGAUACUGACAGGUGCCCGAGAGGAUAGCUGCACCCCAAGUGAUUGUAAGGAUUAUAUGAAUCAUCAGGAAAUGACAUUUGAUGACCUAGUGCGGCUGACUCCUGUGAAUCGUUGGAGAUAUACGCGAUAGGCAACGAACUCGGAUAUUUUGAAGGCUAUACGAUCAGCUGGAAUUCGGUGUGAAUGAACGUGCAAACAGACUGCUGUAGACGGGAGGUAACGUUGUGCUGAAAUGUUAUUGGCUUAUUUUAACGACAAGCGGAUGUUAACCUGUGCACAAUAAGUGUGAACUUUUUCGCUGCAUGUAAACUUGCGUAAAUUUCGUCUAGUGGACCUAAUGGGUAGUUGAUGUAAUAACUUUGUGUGACAUGUGAUUUCGCUGAAAAAAAAACUCAAUUCAAAACAGUGGUAUGUUCGAAAAAGUAUGUGAAUAGUGUUUAUAUCCAUUCAGCCGGAGCUAUAGUGGGAAACCCAAAGUUUGUUGUGAAUAAACAUACGUGCGCUUGCGUUGUUUGUGUGGAAGAAGCAGACUGUGUUAUUGUCUGCUUUGUUUUGGCAGACUUCAGACUUUCUGCCCUGUCGUCUCGAGUGAAGCUGUUGAGAGUGUAGCGGAGACCUCCGUAAACUUUACGCUGUUUCAGGAAUAAAACCGGUGAUGGAUUCGAGCACUGUAAUCGUCCGGUGAGGAUAUCAGCGACAGCAUUGCUGCACCAGAGGCGUACCUCCAAAGAUGUGACUGUACAUUACUUCAUUUAAACCAACGAAGAAAUGCCACAAAGUACCGUUAAAUAUCAGCAAGUAACACAUAUUCUCACGAAAUAACAGUGAUUGUUAUAACAGUGGAAUAAUUCCACCGAGUAAUCAAAGGACUGUCUAAGUACAACGGAUUUCAUGCCCACAAGCGAGCAUUUUACCGCUAUUGAUCCCAUUUUCCUUCCAAUCAAUUCUGAGCCCUGCAGAAAAGAACAAUGGCUCCGUUUUCCUCUCUUCCGCGAUCGAGUGGGUGCAUCAUGUCCCUGACAGGAUUGAUUGCAGUUUGUAUCGCCAUCACAUCAUCUCCAGUGGUCAAUGGCGGUUUGAUUGUUAAGAGACAAGCUCUGGAAAGCGAUGCCACGACCAGGAUCUCAAUUGAAGAAACCACCACGGUGCUACCGGCGACCGUGACAUCCACCAGUACCCGGAUGAUAGAUUUCCAGGGUGAUCCGAAACAACCACUGACUCGGGCGAUAGAGUUCGGAUUCAAUUAUGAAGACUCGUCGGAGCCAGCCAUGGUGGCUGAAUUGCGUCAGUUUGAGCCAUCGAGGGUCGCUUCCACUACCGAAGCUCCGGCUGCCAAUACCCUAGCGUCUGUUGUAAUGACAACAACAACAACCACUCAGCCAAAUGUAACAGAACAAAGUUCUCCUGUGUCUGUCUCCAGGAACGUGGAAGAGAAACUCAAACGACUCGUUUCCGAACAGAUCACAACAACUGUAGCAGCCCCAUUGGUUUACAUCACGACCACAACCAGUUCACCCGUUAUUGCUGCCCUGUUGCGUGACGAGAAGACCGAUACUCCUCCUAGCAUCGAGCGAGGAGCCGCAGGAGAACUUCCGGUAACAGAAAGUGAAAGCGAAAGCACAACCAGCGCUAGGGAAUCGCAAACCAUCCCGGUCAGCUUGGCUUCGGAGGAAAGUGGAUCAGGAGAAGUUGCAACGACAGUUUCGACGGAUGGUGCUGAGAACAUCACCAGGUUCGAUUUGAAUAGGUACAUACUCCCAUCCAACUUCUCCGAUGGUGGAAUCUCGCUGGAAGACACUCGGCAGGAGCGACAGGAGUUUUUCGCUACGACGGAGCUGGCCGAAUCUUGGGACACAACUACAACCCUGCCUGCAUUAUCCGGUACGGAAGACCGUGGUCUUGCGGAACUGUUAGCGACAACCGAAACAAAUGAAAUCAUCGUACCACCGGGGCUGGUCAACAAGACGCAUACUAUCGAAAGCAACCGAACUGUUCGUGUAGACAAAUCGGAGGUCGAAACCAACGAUUACGAGGUGAUUUCAAACGAGGUGCGCAACCAAACUGUCCGAUCUAAGGGGAAGAAGGGUAAGUUCCUGGAUCAAUUUGGAGCGACUGAAGAUAAUGACAUAAACGGUGCGGUGUGGGCUUUGGCCGGAAUGAGGCUUGUCGAUCGAACUUCGAACAAGGCUGGCCAAGCGACUGGAGAGAGCGUGGAGGUUAUACGGGACGACGAUGAGAAUGUAAUUGCCAACAAUACGCUUAAACAGCUGACGGAUUGGGCAAUCAUCAUGCAAGAUGCAGAUUUUGCCAACAGUUCUUUUGUACGCCCAACGAGCGGUGAAGUGGGAAUCGCUAGUGAUGCGAAGAACAGGAUAACAUACGCUAAUAGGGACCCGAACACUGAUGCGUUAAGCGAAGAAAACCGAAUUACACCUGUCGUCACUGAUGUGCUCCCAGAAGGGUCAGCGGAGGUAACUGUCGCCGUACCGAAGGCUAACAUGGUAAUGGAGGUUCCGACUACAACAUCAGCCGCAGAUGAUGAGCUGGAAGAUUUUAAAUUCGAAGAUCGAAGCAAGGUUGUCUUUGAGACAACGAAACGACCUGAAAUAACUAAUUUCAUCCAGGAAACAACCACUAUUCUCAAUGCCAAGACUGAAUCACUGGACACCACAAUGAGACCAGCCGGUGGAUAUGAGGUGACCGAAAAAACGGAUGAUAAUGAACAAUUUGCCCUUCCGGUUCAGACAACCACUCUGAAGACUGAAGUGACGACUAUGAUGGAAGAUGUACCAAUUACAACUUAUUCGCCCGCUUCGCCACUAACCAGAAGAACUGAGCCGACAACGGCGGCGGUGACUUUGACUACCACUACUUUGAAACCAGUUGUGACGACCUCACAGGAAUCAGUUACACCCAGUUCGUUCAAAUCGGUCGAGGAAACGACCUUCCAAAUGACUACAACUACUACUACUACAACGACGACCGCUGCAACGACCACUUCGGAAAGCAAUAGUUCCCUGAUCAAUGAACUCGCAGAGAUAAUUGAUGAUGGGGAUAAUCGUUCGCCAGAGGUGGAUCCAAAUGCAAUCAAUCAAACUGACAGUGAACCGGUCAUGACUUCGUCUACCAGCGCUCCCACAUCUCCAGUUGUGUUAGCCAUCACCGACCCGAUCAUAUCCCAUCCAUCAACUGUUCAACCUACCUCGGGAACCACCGAAAAGGUGGACUUGUCCGGUCAAGUGACCGAAAGUACCGAACUGUUCACCAAUGAACAGGUUGUGGUCGACGACAAAAAUGUUUACGAUACCAUGCCGGAAUCGAUUGAGUCGGAACGGACCUUCCCACCGCAAAUUCAGUCCACUGCCGAGCCAAGCACAACAACGCGCCGCUCGGUGGAACGUCAAAUGACUACUACAACCACCGAGUUAUCAGAAGAGGAAUCCAUAACCGAGGAAGAGUACAUCGAAGCAAAUCCGUCCGUUCCUGCCGGCGGAGCAUCCGAACAUUCCUCAGCGAAAGCCCCACUUGAUCGGCAACCAGCUGCCGAAACAACACCAACGCCAGUUCUGUCGGAGUCCGAGGAAGGAGGAAGCGGUGUGGUUGUGGCCAUCGUGGCCAGUCUUGUCAGUGUGAUCGUUGUCCUGCUACUGAUUGCGGCGUUUUUGUACUAUCCGCAAUUGCAGUUGGUAUUUCGCAAGCGACAGGCGCAGGUGUCGUACGGACAGCGCUGCCGUCCGGUAGGUCUGGAUGCAUACAGCCUGGACAACGUCUCGGUGUACAACAGCGUUCGCAGGAAGGGCAACACGAUGCGGAUGUCGAAACGAUCGUACGGCAAUUCGGCCUUCGAAGAUCCGGGCCUAAAGACGAAUCCACUGACGGUGGUUGAGCUGGCGAACAUAAUCCAGAACAAGACGGCUAUCUACGACGAGUUCAAGGAGAUCCCCAAUGUAACGGCACGUGCCGAUGAGGUGCCGGAGGGAUGCGAGGAUAAGAAUCGGUAUGCAAAUGUGGUACCCCUCCCGGAGACUAGGGUACACCUGAAGCGCAUCAAUAACGACGAAAGGUCAGAGUACAUCAACGCCAACUUCGUCAAGGGACCGAAAGAUUCCGGCAAUUACUACAUUGCCUGUCAGGCACCAAUGGAAAACACCAUCAACGACUUUUGGCGCAUGAUAUGGGAACAGAACUCGAAGGUUAUCAUCAUGGCCACUGAUUUGAGCGAGAAUGGCGUUGAGAAGUGCGCCGAAUAUCUGCCACCAUCGGUGGUGUUGGACAACAACCGAACGUUUGGUGACUUCCAGCUGACGCUGAAAAAUCGCGAAAACAAGGAGAAGUACACGAUCUCGACGGUGCAUCUGCGCAACACGCAGACGAACACAUGGCGCGAGAUCAUGCACUUCUGGUACCAGUGGCCGGACACCGGCGUGCCCAUCGACGAGUCGUCGAUCAUAGCGAUGCUACUGGAAGCUCGCAGCUACUCUCGAUUGGCCCCGGGGGAGAUGGCUGAGUUCACGGGUGGUAUUACGAGCAUCGCCGAGGAAGACAGUAUCGAGGAUGGCAAGUCGUCGAUCAGCAAUGGCGUUACCACUAGCAACAGUGUAGAUAGUUCGAAUAACAACAACUACAGCACCCUGAGUGGUAAGACAUUGUCGGACAGUGUGCCACCGUGUAGCAUCGUGACCAACGGAGGAGUUAACACAAUCGAUAAGCACCGAUCGCUGCAACGAACACAGGGACCAAUUACGGUGCACUGCUCGCCGGGAACCGGUCGCACCGGAACGAUCGUUGCAUGCGAUGUAGCACUGCGAGCGGUUGAGAUUCCACCACGGACGGUAGACAUUCCUCACAUUGUAUACUACGUCCGGAGAGGUCGCGCAAGUGCUGUGCGAACGCGAGAGCAGUACGAACUGAUCUACAGGGUUGCCAAUGUUUACGCCACCAAGUUGACCGGGCCGACGAUAGAGACAUGAGAAAGACUCAUUUAAAAUCAAGUAUUGUGAGUACAUUCGAACCCAGACACGCUUUACGAAACCAGUCCACCACCAAAAUACGAUGGUACAAUCAGUUGAGACAUACAAACAGCUAGAACCGAGCAGAUAUUCAACGUAUUCAACAAGAGCAUGCAAUGACAUACAGGUAAACACAGAUGGUUUUCGUAAGCGAAAACCCAACGAAUGCAGCAAAUAAUUAAGCUUCUUUCUCUCAACAAAAUUGGAACAUUAUCCAAGUGCGCAGAGUUCAUCACCGCUUCCUAGCUAGCGUACGUCGUCCCACCGGGAAAGAACCACAUCGGUGUAAUGUUGUACUGAUCCGAUAUGAUCGCUGUUUUCGAGGUUUCUUGGGUAAAUGAACGGCGGCAACGCGGAUGAGUACGACAACGCACCUAGUGGAUCAGAUUGAUCAUGAAGCGGACAAACUUGGCAGUGAUGCAUGAGUGUUCAGAAAAGGUUUUUCACAUUCGGCGAUGGGAAUUUCGAAAUAAUUGUUAAUCCAGCAUAUUUGAUUGACUUCACUUUAUGUGAGACCAGUUUCAAGUAACAACGACACUACUUUGUUCACUUGCUAUAUAUUUUACUGGGUCAACGUGUCCAUCCGGCCAACAGUUUUCGCCACUAAAGGUUAUUAAUGACUACCCACAAAAAAGGCAAUAGAUCUGCUGCUUAAGUUACCGUGGGCCUCACUAGUCUCCUCUCUUUAAGGCCUCAUUUUUGAAUAUUCCGCUUAACAUGUAUCGGAAAAAGGCGCCUUCAGUCCGGCCUUUCCAUUUGCAUUUAAUUUGUGAAAUUGUCCGAAGAACACACUGAGUGGGUUUUGCAAGUUGCUUUCUCAUCGCAACCCACGCCUUUACCCAGCUCAUCCAGACGUUUUCACCUACAGCAGGCGUCUUUAACCUCUUGCAAGUUCUCGCUGGCAUCAACCAUUCCAAUAUACAUGUUGUCGGAUUCAAUUACCGAAGAGAACUUACCGCGUGUAUGUCGUAUAAGUUGAUGGAGCUUAUUCUUGGGCUGACUAGAUCUGGUAAUUCCGAAUUGGCAAUGUAAGUACUGAAACAUUUAGAAUCCGGAAUCGCAAAACUAGUUAGAAUCUCGGGAUUGGUUAAGGGUCAAAACUGUGUUUAUAUCAAUAUGAAACACCUCUCGACUGUAGCGCCAGCUUGCCAAAUCUGGCCAAAACUUCACCGGACCUUUGUGAGCCUUAAUAAACGAAAGGAGACGUUUCUGCAGGCACUCUUCUGGUCAAAAUCCAUUUCGUUAUCCAUCAGCAUGCAUUUUUCGUAUUUCAUCAGAACCUCUUUGUCUCUUUGACUUCCAAGUGCGUCUUUUGGCUACCAGAUAACCAGAUUCAGCGUCCUGUUUGGUUGCUUGCAGGCACGAGAAUUACGAUAACGAUUACGAUUACGGAUUCUCCGGAUAAUACUCUGGUUAUAGUUGUUUUUUAUGGCAAGGUCGUAGUCCAAUACCUUUAACCUCAGCCUCCGAUCAUAAGUUUCACUACGACGCGUGUUCUGAUCCUUCCAAACAACAGUUGUAUGUUCACGGAAAUGUUUCAGCACAUUAUACACGAUCGAUCUGGCCACUUUCAGCGAUAUCGCGAUUUUAGUACCUAAUCACGCCUGAUUUUUAAUGUGGGUGCCCAAAAUCAGGUUUUCUCCAUCCUGCACAACUUCCAUCGUGCCUCAACUUUUUCGAAACAAAACGAAUGAACAAAAAAUUUUUAUUUUCCAAAGAAUUCGCUGUCAAUAGAUUUCAGAUACGCCUACUAUGACCGUCACUAUAAAGUGAACAGUGAUUUCGGAUUUUAAAUGUUUCAAGCCUUAUUCAUUGGCUUUUCGUGUGUAUUACUCUCCAUCAAAUCCCGACGGCGAAGGUUACCAAAAAGGUCAACCAAAAAUAUCCAUGAGACUUUACAAUGAUAAUACUUUCGGAGUUGGUUCGAUCAGCAAUAUUUGAGGUCAUUUUAGAAUCCAGUGAUAAUCUCUGUGAAGUUUCAUGGAGCGAUACUGCACUUUCCCAGUAGGGAUCGCCAUCGAUGAAAUGGUUUGCCGGUCUCAACCUUUCUUGGAAUUUGUCAACAGUCAUUUCCGGAACCUCAUCACAAACCGAUUCCUGCUAUAAGUGUUGUAGCAUGUCCAGAAGAUCCUCGUCACCUAGUGCCGGUUCCUUAAUUGACUCAACAUCAGCGCCAGUCAUAUCAUCGGAAGGCUUCAGCAUGAGCACGAAGAAUUAUUUUAGAUACGUCAUUCGUCUCUUCAGUAUUUGGACGCCUGUUCACACAACCCGGCCAUAUCGGCCUUCAACAAGCAUUGAGUUUAAAGGGCCAGAAAUCUGCAACAAUUGCACCAAUAUGAUUAACGUACACUUUCAUCGUGAAGGUCUUCCAUGCGACCGGAACACUUAGCACUGGAUUAUUUUCGAUCUUCUCCAAAAUGUAUCGCAUCGUUCUGCCUAUGCAAUGCUUCUUAAAGUUAGAAGUGAUACCAGGGUUGAAGUGGAUGUAUAAACGACGUCGUGUUUGGAACCAAUAAGAUUACUUUCACAUCAAGGUGAACGAUUAUCGGAUGCCCUCAUCAACUUUAUCGACGAGCAGAAGAGCAUGAAAGCCAUGAAAGACCUUUCUCUUCAAAUAGCCCUUGACCUCUGGGAUGAACAUUCUUCUUCUUCUUUUUGGCUUUAAGAGGGUUUAAACUUUUCAGUUCAUUCGCCUCUAGACACGGAUGAACAUUUCGUCCAACGACUGCUUGAAUACAACUAUUGUUACCCAUGCUCUCUGGUUCGCCAGUCAGUGUGCUGGAAGUUAAUCAUAAUCUGCCCACAUAAUCAACGCACAAAGUCACAAAGAACGAUGCCUCAGUAAUGGCUUUAAAAGUCUCUCACCCGCUGCAGAUUUUAUGAGAAUCGUGUUCCCCCUUCUGGAUAAUCUCAUCCAAUUCCACCGGAUACUUUUUGGUAGCGGUCUCGUCUGCUGGAACACAUUGCCCACAAAGUUUCAAAUUGCAAAAAUGAUAUCUUUUCAAAAAUCUGGAAAAAAAAGAAAAACUUUUGCUAGCACUGAAAAAAUUUUUUCGUCGCUCUUGCUCGAAGACGGUUCUUGUCCAACAAAGAUGUUAUACAGACGUAAUGCCUUCUUCCUGAUGGUUGGACCAUCAAGUGGAAGCCUGAGUGUGGUCUUCAGUCCACAGAUUCAGCGCCUUCGACUUCUUUUCAACCAAAAAAUCUCGAGCAUAUGAUAAGUUUUUGUGCAGAUAUCGGUCCCAGCUAUUACUGCAUCGCUAAUCGUUUUCUCAUUCUUUUUUUAUCGUUUUUUAUCGCUCAUGUUGAACCUUUUUGCUUUUUGCUUCGCCUUCAUAGGAAUAGAAAAAAUAUUAGCUAUACCAUGAUGAUAUUUUAAGGCCGUUUGCACGAGGCUAUAGUUUGUGCUCGACCUUGACCCUCAUCAAAAUUACCAAGUUUGCUCCGCUCAACAUAACCGGCAUCGCAGGCGCGUAUGCGAAGCUCUCCCUCUCCUCCUGCACACCACAAAAACUCAAACCGCCCCCUCAAACCAUGCAUGAUUCGAAUGCCGGGUUGAACGUUUUUCUCGGAUGUGACUCUCUGCCUGCUCUGGUUCCCAGAUGAUUCCGGUCAGAUUCACUCCGGAACCGUUGCGAAACCCUUGACUCAUAAUACUUGAUUUUAAUCUCUAGUGGGAUAGAGACUUGAAAUCGGAAAUAAGAUCGGAACAAUUUAGUAACAAAAAAAAACCCCAAAACCAUGAAUUUUGAAUAAAUAAUAAAAAGCUAAAGACUAAAGCGCACGCACACACAAAUACAUCAGAGCACGAUAUUCGUAUUGUUUUUCAUCCACUUCCAAUUCUGCCCUUAUCAGCGAAAUACCCAAAAAGAUUAUAGAAGCUAUUAUUUGAUGAAAGAGUGUUUAUUUUUUCUUUCGAUAUUUUCACUAUAUCUCAGACUACUAUUGAGGAUAGGGAUACAAUAGAUUAGAUAGAGCCGAUGGCAACGAAACAUCGAUUGCAAUAUUUAUUAAGUAGGUUCAGUGGAAUGAAAAAUAUAAAAUAGUUUAAUAGAAUAGUGACAGGUGUGUGCUAAAGAGUAUGACUGCAGAAGGGACACUUUUACUUCAACAGUGUUCCAGUGAUGUUACUCUGUUAUUGGGCUUUCAUAUAAUUGAUUGCUAUCAUUAUUACACAUGUAUAAGACAAUUGUGAUAAUUAAUUUAAGAGAAUUCCAACCAUGGGAUAUUUUUUCCUCUCAAAAAAAACUAGCGGCCUUAAAAUGUACGCGCGCACAAAUUAAUUAUUUAUUCUGAAGGCUUGAAGUAAUGAAAAAAAAUUAGUUAACAUUUAGGAACAAAAAAAAACAAUAAUUUGGACUGAGAAUCUAGAAAAGUUUAUUAGGUUAGGAUACAAUAGAAAAAGAAAGAUUUCCUGCUUUAGAAAAAAAAACUAUGUUAAUCAUUAAAAAAAACAUUAAGUCAUCACAUACAACACAAACAAGCAGACACAAAUGUGUAUUUAAUAUUCUCAAACCUAGAAUAGUGGUGUGUCGGGCUGUUAAAAGCCCUAGUUGAACAAAAAAAAGAUUUCUGUUUGUGUGAAAAACAAAAGUGCGGCUUCAAAAGCUGGUUACAUUGAGUAGUUCAAACCAAUAUUCGCUCUGAUAUUUAUAGAAAAAUUCGCCAAUAUCGCAAUCCUAUUGAACGGAACAGUUUAUCAGCAGUUAACCGAUAUUUUUUGCAUGUUUGUGUAUAAUUACUGUUAUGGGAGUAUAGGAAUAAGGUGGAAAAAAGUUGCGACUGGAAAACACUCUUUUUCCGGUUGCAAUAUUUUUCGGGGCAAUUAAAAACGACGCCCAGAUGAAGCAAUAUUAUGUUAACUGAAUGGUAGAAGAGUAUUACUCGAACCAAUCACAUCUCAAUUUUGUCAGUACUGUUAAAUAAUAAUAAAACAACAUAAAUGUAAA